This is a messenger RNA of Siniperca chuatsi (mandarin fish), 3706 nucleotides long. RefSeq names its product nuclear receptor subfamily 1, group D, member 2b (gene nr1d2b). The transcript has 8 exons. Lineage: Eukaryota; Metazoa; Chordata; Actinopteri; Centrarchiformes; Sinipercidae. The coding region runs from base 398 to 2167 and encodes 589 amino acids. The record is from RefSeq and is a predicted model, not a curated record. Gene Ontology annotation, biological process: cell differentiation; hormone-mediated signaling pathway; negative regulation of transcription by RNA polymerase II. Gene Ontology annotation, molecular function: nuclear receptor activity; RNA polymerase II cis-regulatory region sequence-specific DNA binding; zinc ion binding.
AACAGUCACUGCAAAACCAGUCCUCCACACCGCAGGAGUUGCGCGUUUGUCGCAGCUUUCCCCCCGCAGAGUGGAACACGGCAGAGGCUAUUUCUAGAUGCAGCCGGACGAAAAACUGCCCUUUCGGCGUCGUUGAAAACUUGCUUGUUUCGGUUUGAUAUGUGACAUUAUUUCUCCCUGUGUAGUUAUAUCUUCGCGUGUCCGUCACUGACAACCGACCGCAGUUUUUACGGUCUUUACCGGGUUUAGGUGUCGUUAAUUUAAAUGUUGUAGUAUUAGCAGCCAGUUUCCCAACCGGGAGCAAUCAGCGACUUCACAGUUGCUGAACACUAAAACAGAAAAACGGCUUCAGCACCGAGGUAGCAGAGGAGGAGGAAAGCCCCCAAACUCAUAGGAUAUGGAGUCGACCAAAGCUGGAGGCGUAAUAGCCUACAUCAGCUCGUCCAGCUCUGGCUCUAGCCCAGAGUCGUGCCACAGCGACUCCUCCAACGGCAGCUACCAGUCGUCCUCCCCGCCCCACGGCUCCUCGCCCAGCCGCCACCAGCUGGGUCAGCCGGCUGACCCCGCACUUCCCGCAGCUGGCCAAAACCUUCCAUUAACUCAGAAAAGCGGACGCUCCUCCUCCUCCACUGCAAAAUGUGGCAUCACAAAAAUCAACGGCCUGGUGCUGCUGUGUAAGGUGUGCGGCGACGUGGCCUCUGGUUUCCACUACGGCGUCCAUGCCUGCGAGGGCUGUAAGGGCUUCUUCAGGAGGAGCAUCCAGCAGAACAUCCAGUAUAAGAAGUGCCUUAAGAACGAGAGCUGCCCCAUCAUGAGGAUCAACAGGAACCGCUGCCAGCAGUGCCGCUUCAAGAAAUGCCUGAUGGUGGGGAUGUCCCGAGACUCUGUGCGCUUUGGCCGUAUCCCCAAGCGGGAGAAACAGCGCAUGCUGCUGGAGAUGCAGAGUGCCAUGAACAACAUGAUGAACAACAGUCAGCUGCACAGCCAGCUGGACAGCAGCCAGACGCUACCUAUCGGCAAAGCGCUGCCGGCCAGUGCCACAGAACAUACCUCCGAGGACGCCGGCCCCGUCCCAUCCAGCCAAUCAGACUCCAGCUCUGACCCUGAACCCACCGUGGCCAUGGACACCAGUCCCAGCUCGGCCUCGCCUAGCACGUCAGACAGCGGGGAGGAGGAGGUGAUUGGCUCGGUGACCAGGGCCCACCAGGAGACCUUCAUGUACAACCAGGAGCAGAGCAGCCUGACAGCAGAAGCCCCGCCCCCCACGGGCUCCCUGAACAGUGGCCCUGCCAAAAACAUCACUAACCACCGGACAGAGGAGCAGCAGGAUGCCUGGAACCACCACAACAACAUGGUCACCGUGGCAGCACAGGACCCCCCCUCCAGCCUGGGCCCCCAGGGUCAGGAGGACAACGCCACCACCAACCACUGCCCCUUCAGACUGUCCAGGAGGGCCGCCACCAGCCACUGUCCAGCCUACACAUACGGAGCUUUCAGAGCCCCGUCCACAGAGGGCCCUGCCAACGGAGCCCACAGUGGGCCCCUGUGGAGAGGAGGCAACAGAAUGCAUCUGGUUUGUCCGAUGAACACGUCUCCCCAUGUGGACCCUCACAAGUCUGGCCACGAGGUUUGGGAGGAGUUUUCCCACAGCUUCACCCCCGCUGUCAGGGAGGUGGUGGAGUUUGCGAAGAAGAUCCCAGGCUUCAGAGAUCUGUCCCAGCCUGACCAGGUCAGCCUGCUGAAGGCUGGCACCUUUGAGGUGUUGGUGGUUCGCUUUGCGUCGCUGUUCGAUGUGAAGGACCGCACCAUCACCUUUCUGGGUGGGAAGAAGUACAGCGUGGACACUCUGAGAGCCAUGGGGGCCGGAGACCUCCUCAACUCCAUGUUUGACUUCAGUGAGAAGCUCAUCAACCUGGGCCUCAGUGAGGAGGAGAUGAGCCUCUUCACUGCUGUGGUUCUGGUCUCUGCAGAUCGUUCAGGCAUAGAGAACGUGAACUCGGUGGAGGCCCUGCAGGAGACGCUGAUCCGCGCCCUGCGAAGCCUCAUCACCAAGAACCACCCCAACGAGUCGGCCAUCUUCACCAAGCUGCUGCUCAAACUGCCCGACCUGCGCUCGCUCAACAACAUGCACUCUGAGCAGCUGCUGGCCUUCAAGGUCCAUUCCUGAGGUUUCCUCUAGUACUUGACACCCGACACAAACUAUAACGGUCUGUGACUGGACCUGGAGGCCCACACAGACCAACCAGCUCCGCCUCACCUCCCAACCACACCUGCACCUCCACACUUCUCCCGUAAGGCUUUGGGUUCUGUUCCUUCAGUCUCUAAAUUGAACUAAAGCUUAAAACUGACAUUUAAAGGGGGAAGAAGACCAUAAAAUGUUCUUGUACUGUAGGGCGUAACUGCCUGUGUGAUGGUAAUGCAUACAUACAGACACACUGAUUGAUGUAUAUGUUUCUUGUGUUUGUGUGUAGCAUACUGUAUGUUUGCAACUGUACAAACAUUAGAAGCACUUUUCUGUAUAGUGUAGACUGCUAUUUUUGCAUUCAUAGUGCAAUAUGUGACUGCUUUUUGAUUUGAGCUGUCUAGUGAGGAGUCAUGAAACUUGUGUGUACUUUUCAGUGGCACACGUUAAUUUGAAUAGGUGUCGUGCUCAUGUGAUAAGGGGGAAGUUGCAAACCGAACCCCCGGACGCUGAAUGACAGAUGAGGUAGAAUUCUCUUUUUAAAAACAAAAGAAAGCCGACGACAAUGAGAGGAAUGUGGACGUAAAGCUGCUAAAGAGUCCCAGCUUUCCAGUUUGGUCACCAGAGAAAUUAGAGGAUGUUGUUUAGUUUGAAUGAAAUAAUCAAAAGAAGGCGGUCUUAUGUCAGGCUUUUCAUGCAGUUGUUUACGUGCUAAUGCUGUGUUUUUGUCAGUUUGGAUCAUUUUAUAAAUUAUUUGGGCAUUGUGACAAAUCAAAUGUAUCAGUGUGACUAGUGCUUGCUGAUUUCUACACACGGAUCAUUGGAAAUGGAGAAACACUGAACCAAUGAAAUCAAAAUCUCGACUUGUUUGAACAUCUUGGAGAUACAUUUCCUCUUCCUCUUCUCUUAUAUAUAUUUUUCCUUUUAAAGAAGAAAAAAAAAAAAGAUUUCUGAGAUCCCGGUGCCUCAAUCUCCCUCGGGAUCAAUAAAGUAUCUAUCUAUCUAUCUGUCUAUCUGUCCUGUGUGUCCCAGGUCGUGUUGAGUUUCCUACCUGCUAAGCAGUUCAGAUACUUGAUGUUUCUGUCGGACACUGGACGGCAGAGAAAGCAUCUCGCAGUCACCAGCAACUCCCACAUGCUUGAAUAAACUCCAUUUCUGUUUUACAGACUUUAGCUGAGUGUAGUUGAACUGAAUAGGUAGGACUAUUCCACUUAAAAUGAUUGUAAUAUCACUGAAGUGAUUGUAAUUUAAAGAAAUUAGCUGAGUCGAGGUGACGGCUGAGUUGCUGGUGUUCAGAUAUUUUGGUGACGCCAUCUUUUUGUUCCCUGUCGGUGAAUUCAGAAUGUCUGGCCUUUUUAAAAUCCAGAGCUUCUGUCAUUGUGUUAACAUUGCUGACAUGUGGUUCUGUUCUCCUCUGUGAAAGGAUUGCAGUAUGCAUAGAUUUCUAUAUAAAUAUAUACAUACUGUCAUACAUACAUAACUGUAUAGAUGAAUAUAUCUGUAUAAAUAAAUUUUAUAAAUGCA